GUCUAGCGAUUACCGUAAACCGUGUCUGAGUCUCUGACGUCUGAAUGUCAUAAAAUAUACUUCCUUUGUUUAUGUUGUGAAAUUCUCAACGAUUCAUGAUAACACGUGGCUGUCGGUUUGUGAUACUGUUGAUAGUAUAGAUUGACAAGUGGUCGUCAUGCCGGGUCGUGGUAGACCUAAGACAACUGGUAAAUCACAUAAUAAGAACAGCAGUUCAUAUAUUCAUGGAAAACGCACAAUCGAUGGCUUUAUUAAGUCUACAGGCGGGGGAAUGGGGAGGUUUAUCACACGACAGAACAGUCAGAAGACGUCAGACGAUAUUGUUGACAAGGUCGAGGUCAUUGACUUGUCGUCUGCAACAACUGCCUUACAGUUGCCAGCUGUGUGAGGACAUGAAAGCAGAGACAUCCAUGGAUGGAGAGACCUCAGAAGCCUGUGUGAAGAAAGAGGAGACGCUGGAGCUGAAUAUCUACAGCUAUGGAGACGAUCUCGACAACCCACCUGAAGGUCUCUCCGUUAAAGUGGAAGAUCCUGAUGAUAAAGACCAUCUCUACUGUGAAGUUUGCAAAUCCUUCUUCCUCAACAAAUGCGAGGUUCAUGGACCACCCCUCUUCAUCCCCGAUACUCCUGUUCCCAUGGGAGUCCCUGACCGAGCCAGACAAACACUUCCUCCUGGGCUAGAAAUCCAGAAGUCCAGUAUUCCUGAUGCAGGCCUGGGAGUGUUUAAUAAUGGGGAGACUGUUCCAGUAGGUGCACACUUUGGCCCCUGCCAGGGAGAGCUGGUGAACCGAGAGGAAGCCAAGAACAGUGGAGACUCCUUGGUUGUAUACAGGAGCAUGCAGUGUGAAGAAUACAUCGAUGCCAAAAGAGAGACGCAUGUGAAUUGGAUGAGGUAUGUGAAUUGUGCCCGUAAUGAAGAAGAACAGAAUCUUGUGGCAUUUGAGUAUCAAGGGGGAAUUCUGUAUCGUUGCUGUCGACCCAUUAACCCAGGACAGGAGCUCUUGGUGUGGUAUGAAGAGGGGCACACCAAAGAACUCAGUCCUGCACCUACAGGAACAACCAGACAGCAAGAAGUAAAGAACGCUCUGCUGCAAGUCAUUUCAUGCUCCACAUGCCCUCAUUCCGAUGCAGCUCCAAUUUACCUCGACAAGCAUAUCCAGAGAUGCCACGAUGAAGAGUACGUGAGACUGCGAGAAUCAGGAGAGAUUAAAUAUAAGCUUCAGAUCCCCUCCAAAUGCUCCAGUCGUCAACCAACAUCAACUGAUAUUAUCCAUUCUGAUACUUCCCAUAAUGAUAUACAGAAGGAAAUUCACCACUGCUCAGAUUGUAGAAAGAGUUUUAGUUAUCAGAAUGCACUCAAGACACAUCAGUGCAGUCACUCAGGAGAGAAGCCGUAUCACUGCUCACAGUGUGGAAAGAGUUUUACUCAUCAGAGUGAUCUCCAACGACACCAGCACAUUCACACAGGAGAGAAGCCGUAUCACUGCUCACAGUGUGGAAAGAGUUUUAAUCGUCAGCGUCAUCUCCGACUACACCAGCGCAUUCACACAGGAGAGAAGCCGUUUCACUGCUCACAGUGUGGGAAGAGUUUUCCUCAUCAGAGUCAUCUCCAACGACACCAGCGCAUUCACACAGGAGAGAAGCCGUAUCACUGCUCACAGUGUGGAAAGAGUUUUAAUCGUCAGAAUCAUCUCCGACUACACCAGCGCAUUCACACAGGAGAGAAGCCGUUUCACUGCUCACAGUGUGGGAAGAGUUUUCCUCAUCAGAGUCAUCUCCAACGACACCAGCGCAUUCACACAGGAGAGAAGCCGUAUCACUGCUCACAGUGUGGAAAGAGUUUUACUCGUCAGAGUCAUCUCCGACUACACCAGCGCAUUCACACAGGAGAGAAGCCGUUUCACUGCUCACAGUGUGGGAAGAGUUUUGCUAGUCAGAGUCAUCUCCGACUACACCAGCGCAUUCACACAGGAGAGAAGCCGUAUCACUGCUCACAGUGUGGGAAGAGUUUUGCUCAUCAGCGUAAUCUCCAACUACACCAGCGCAUUCACACAGGAGAGAAGCCGUAUCACUGCUCACAGUGUGGGAAGAGUUUUACUCACCAGAGUCAUCUCCAACGACACCAGCGCAUUCACACAGGAGAGAAGCCGUAUCACUGCUCACAGUGUGAGAAGAGUUUUACUCAUCAGAGUGAUCUCCAACGACACCAGCGCAUUCACACAGGAGAGAAGCCGUAUCACUGCUCACAGUGUGGGAAGAGUUUUACUCAUCAGAGUCAUCUCCAACGACACCAGCGCAUUCACACAGGAGAGAAGCCGUAUCACUGCUCACAGUGUGGGAAGAGUUUUACUCAUCAGAGUGAUCUCCAACGACACCAGCGCAUUCACACUGGAGAGAAGCCGUAUCACUGCUCACAGUGUGGGAAGAGUUUUACUCAUCAGAGUCAUCUCCAACGACACCAGCGCAUUCACACAGGAGAGAAGCCGUAUCACUGCUCACAGUGUGGAAAGAGUUUUACUCGUCAGAGUCAUCUCCAACGACACCAGCGCAUUCACACAGGAGAGAAGCCGUUUCACUGCUCACAGUGUGGGAAGAGUUUUGCUAGUCAGAGUCAUCUCCGACUACACCAGCGCAUUCACACAGGAGAGAAGCCGUAUCACUGCUCACAGUGUGGGAAGAGUUUUGCUCAUCAGCGUAAUCUCCAACUACACCAGCGCAUUCACACAGGAGAGAAGCCGUAUCACUGCUCACAGUGUGGGAAGAGUUUUACUCAGCAGAGUGCUCUCCAAACACACCAGCGCAUUCACACAGGAGAGAAGCCGUUUCACUGCUCACAGUGUGGGAAGAGUUUUACUCAGCAGAGUGCUCUCCAAACACACCAGCGCAUUCACACAGGAGUGAAGCCCUAUCACUGCUCACAGUGUGGGAAGAGUUUUACUCAUCAGAGUGAUCUCCAAACACACCAGCGCAUUCACACAGGAGAGAAGCCGUAUCACUGCUCACAGUGUGGGAAGAGUUUUACUCAGCAGAGUGCUCUCCAAACACACCAGCGCAUUCACACAGGAGAGAAGCCGUAUCACUGCUCACAGUGUGGGAAGAGUUUUACUCAGCAGAGUGCUCUCCAAACACACCAGCGCAUUCACACAGGAGAGAAGCCGUAUCACUGCUCACAGUGUGGGAAGAGUUUUACUCAGCAGAGUCAUCUCCAAACACACCAGCACAUUCACACAGGAGAGAAGCCGCAUCACUGAUCACAGUGUGGGAAGAGUUUUACUCAGCAGAGUAAUCUCCAGCACAUUCACACAGGAUAGAAGCCGUAUCACUGCUUACAGUGUGGAAAGAUGUUUGCUUGUUUAGUUACAUUUAAUUAGUUUAGUUUAUUAGUUUGUUUGACAGGGACCAUGCAUAGAGUAGCUUCUGUACCAGGGUUAGCUAAUUAGCUAAUUUUCACCUGCAGUCCCUGGGCAGGAAAAAAGAAAUAAACAACUAGACAUUACAAACAGGAUUAAAAACAACAAAUAGAAACUAAGUAAAACACACAGAUAAAAUAAAUAAAUAAAUAAAUAAACCAGAUCAAUGAUUACAAGCUUGAUUGUCCUUCAGCCAUGCCUUCAGGGACUUUUUAAAACUUGUAAAACUUGUAGAGUCUCUGAUAUGAUGUGGGAUUGAGUUCCAUUUUCUGGUUGCUUGAUAAGAAAAUGCUGAUUGUCCAAAACUGGUUUUCUUAAAUGUUGUGUAGCAGUCGCCUCUCCUUGCAGCCCUGGAUACCCUAACAUUAUCUCUGCAAUAUGACACACAUUGCUUAAGUGGUGGUGCAAGAUCAUGUGUCAGUUUGUACAUCAAGCACAUGUCAGAGAACCAAAUAAAACUGUCAAAUGUUAACAGGUUAUGUUUUUUUAUAAUGGUACAGUGGUGAUAAUGUUUUGUUUUUUUAUCAAACACUUUCACGGCCUGUUUAUAUAGGGAGUACAAGGGUUUCAGAGUGGUUACCCCUGCCUGAGACCAGCUUGUAGCACAGUAGGACAAAUGGCAGAAAAUCAUUGAAUGCAUAAACAGUUUAGCAGCAUGUAAGGGUAGCUGAUGUCUAAUAUGUCUAAAAGUAAUCAAACUCGCUCUAACAUUUCUGGAUAUCUUCUUAAUAUGUUUUUUGAAGUUUAGAUUGGAAUCAAUGAUUAUGCCCAAGUAUUUGAAGCUGUCAACAACUUUAAUUACCUCUCCUUUGACCAAGAUGUCAAAUUGUUGC
Molecule: messenger RNA, 4243 nt
Organism: Neoarius graeffei (lesser salmon catfish)
Lineage: Eukaryota; Metazoa; Chordata; Actinopteri; Siluriformes; Ariidae
Product: zinc finger protein 271-like
Exons: 6
Coding region: 225-3251 (1008 amino acids)
Cellular component (GO): nucleus
Molecular function (GO): histone methyltransferase activity; protein binding
Source: RefSeq, a predicted model, not a curated record